Centropristis striata (black sea bass) is the source of this 5003-nucleotide messenger RNA. RefSeq names its product diaphanous-related formin 2 (gene diaph2). The record is from RefSeq and is a predicted model, not a curated record. Gene Ontology annotation, molecular function: actin binding; microtubule binding; small GTPase binding. The transcript is spliced from 30 exons. Lineage: Eukaryota; Metazoa; Chordata; Actinopteri; Perciformes; Serranidae. Bases 461 to 3853 code for a protein of 1130 amino acids. Gene Ontology annotation, biological process: actin filament polymerization; actin cytoskeleton organization. Gene Ontology annotation, cellular component: cytoplasm; actin filament.
GAUAAUAGUUGUAUGUGUUUGUGUGUUAUUUUGUCCGUUAAAAUUAAUUAAUAUAGUCCGGCAGGUAACGGUCGCUUAUUUAUGCUAGCCUGGCUAAGUGUACAGCAUUGCAAAGUAUCCCAAGCAGAGAGAACAACGAAAGCCUUUCCCCGCUGUGUGAGCUGACUUGCUGCCUAGCUGAAGACACAUCAGGACGGACACAUACAUAUCCUACCACACCUCUUCUUCUCUCAAGCAGCCUCCCUGACUGUUGGAUACUAUUCAGAAACUAUUUGGAAGCGGGCACUUUAUUUUUUAUUGUUUACCUUUUAAACGGAAUGGAUUUUGAAAAGACCUAACCUGGAUGUUUUGCUGCACAAGUCUUCUAAAAAAAAGUCUGCCUGUGGAGUUUGCCAACUUUUGAGGACGUCGCAUUAAGUGUUUUUUUUUCUCUGGAGGGGAACUAACUUUUAAAGCCAAAAUGGAUCAAGCCAGCGGUGGGGAGGACCCGAAUAAACCCUCUAAAAAGAAGUCCAGUGAGGACGAGGGUAAAAACAAAAAGCUGAACAUACAUAUAAAAACAUUGGCUGAUGAUAUGCGUGAUCGCAUUACCAGUUUCAGAAAAACAGGGAUGAAGAAGGAGAAGCCCCUCAUUCAGCACCCGACAGACCCCCUCUCCAUCCAGGCCGAGCUGCCCGUCCCUCAGCCUCUUUUCGACGACCGCUCCAUGAACCUCUCGGAGAAGGAGAUCAUUGACCUCUUCGAGAAGAUGAUGGAGGACAUGAACCUGAACGAGGAACGCAAAGCCCCUCUGCGUGGAAAGGACUUGAGCACCAAACGUGAGAUGGUGGUCCAGUACAUCUCAGCCACGGCUAAAUCUAUAACUGGGAGCAAAGUUGCGGGUGGACUCAGGAACAGCAAGCAUGAGUGUACACUUUCAUCGCAAGAAUAUGUCCACGAGCUGCGUUCUGGCAUCACAGAAGAAAAGCUGCUCAACUGCCUGGAGUCCCUCAGAGUGUCUCUUACUAGUAACCCUGUCAGUUGGGUUAAUAACUUCGGUCAUGAGGGUCUCGGCCUUCUUCUGGAUGCUUUGGAGAAGCUUCUGGACAAGAAACAGCAAGAGAUCAUUGAUAAACGCAACCAGCAUAAACUUAUCCAGUGCUUGAAGGCUUUCAUGAACAAUAAGUAUGGACUGCAAAGGAUCCUGGGAGACGAGCGGAGCCUGUUGCUGUUGGCGCGAGCUAUUGACCCCAAACAGACCAACAUGAUGACCGAGAUUGUCAAAAUUCUCUCCGCUUUCUGCAUUAUUGGAGAGGAGAACAUCCUGGAUAAGAUUCUAGCUGCCAUGACAAUUGCUGCAGAGAGGAACAAUAAAGAGAGAUUUGCUCCAAUCGUGGAAGGACUGGAGAACCACGAAGCCCAGCAGCUGCAGGUUGCUUGCAUGCAGCUGAUCAAUGCUCUGGUCACCUCCCCCGAUGACCUGGACUUCAGGAUACAUCUACGCAACGAGUUCUUGAGAUGUGGCCUCAAGAAGAUUCUACCUGAGCUAAAAGAGACGGAGGAGCUGGACAUCCAGCUGAAGGUGUUCAACGAGAACAAGGAGGAGGACUCCAUCGAACUCUCCCAUCGCCUGGAUGACAUCCGCGCCGAGAUGGAUGAUAUGAAUGAAGUUUACCAUCUCCUGUCCAACAUGGUGAAAGACACGGGUUCAGAGGCCUACUUCCUGUCAAUACUGCAGCAUCUCUUGCUCAUCAGGAAUGACUAUUACAUCAGGCCUCAGUAUUACAAGGUGAUAGAAGAAUGUGUGUCCCAGGUAGUCCUGCAUCGCAAUGGGAUGGACCCUGACUUCGGCUACAGCAAAAGAUUGGACGUGGACUUCACCCAUCUGAUUGAUCAGUGCGUGGAUAAAGCCAAAGUUGAAGAGAGUGAGCAGAAGGCUGCCGAGUUCUCCAAAAAGUUUGAUGAGGAGUUCAGCGCGCGGCAGGAGGCCCAGGCUGAGUCUCAGAAGAAGGAAGAGAGAAUCACAGAAUUGGAGGGAAAGAUCCAGGCCCUGGAGUCUCAGAUUGCAGCGGGUCCAACUGCUCCUGGAGCACCUCCUGCUCCACCCCUACCAGGGGGUGCAGCAGCUCCGCCUCCUCCUCCACCACCUCCUCCCCCACCUCCACCUGGUGGCUGUCCUCCCCCUCCGCCACCACCUCCUCCUCUCCCCGGCCACGCUGGCAUUCCUCCACCGCCUCCACCACCUCCUCCUCCAGGUGGAGGACCUCCACCUCCCCCGCCACCCCCUGGUUGCGGGCCCCCACCUCCUCCGCCUUUCUUCGGGGGCCCAGGUGGGCCGCCGCCACCUCCUUCAUUGCCUGUCGUCAAGCUGCCUUAUGGACUGGAGCCCAAGAAGACCUACAAGCCUGAAACGGUGAUGAAGAGGGUCAACUGGACCAAGAUAGUGCCUCAGGAAAUGGCAGAGAAUUGCUUCUGGAUCAAAGUCAAAGAAGAGAAGUUUGAGAAUCCUGACCUAUUUGCUCAGCUCUCCCUCUGCUUUUCCUCGCAGAGCAAAGUGAAAAAGGACAUGAAAGAUGAGACUGAUGACAGAAUGCAACAAUUCAAGAAAAAGGCAAAAGAGCUCCGCAUCCUUGAUGCCAAAACAGCACAGAAUCUUUCAAUUUUCUUGGGCUCGUUCCGCCUGCCUUAUGAAGAGAUCCGGGACAUUGUGCUGGAGGUAGACGAGGAAAGACUGAGCGAAUCACUCAUCCAGAACCUGAUAAAGAACCUGCCAGAGCAGAAAGAGCUGAAUGCGCUGGCGGAACUAAAGGGUGAAUAUGAAGAGCUUGUGGAGUCGGAGCAGUUUGGCAUUGUGAUGAGUUCAGUAAAACUCCUACGACCACGUCUCAACGGCAUUCUGUUCAAGCUGACGUUUGAGGAGCAGGUGAACAACAUCCGGCCAGACAUCAUGAACGUGACGUUCGCCUGUGAGGAGGUGAAGAAGAGCGAAGGCUUGAGCAAACUGCUGGAGUUGGUGCUGCUGGUUGGCAAUUACAUGAACGCCGGCUCGAGGAACGCCCAGACGUUUGGUUUCAACAUCAGCUUCCUCUGCAAGCUCCGGGACACUAAAUCCAUCGGCCACAAUACAACACUUCUUCAUUUCCUCGCUGAGAGGUGUGAAGACACUCACCAAGAGAUUUUGGGGUUUCCCGAUGAGCUUGAGCAUGUGGAGAAUGCCAGCAGAGUGUCUGCUGAGAUCUUAAAAAGCAGUUUGACCACAAUGGAACGUCACAUCCAGAGGCUUGAGAACGACAUCGAGAACUUCCCCAAAACAGACGACCAACAAGAUAAGUUUGUGGAAAAGAUGUCGGGCUUCUCCAAGCAUGCAAGAGAGCAGUACGAAAAACUCUCCACCAUGCACAAGAACAUGCAAAAGCUCUACGAGAGCAUAGGAAGCUUCUACGCCUUUGACCCCCACUCGGUCGGUGUGGAGGAUUUCUUCGGAGAACUGGCCAACUUUCGCAUGCUGUUCCUGGAAGCAGUGAAGGAGAACCACAAGAAGAGGGAGAUGGAGGAGAAGAUCAAGAGAGCCAAGCUGGCGAAGGAGAAAGCCGAGCGGGAGAAGCAGGAGCGCCAGCAGAAGAAGAAGCAGCUGAUUGACAUGAACAAAGAGGGAGAUGAAACCGGUGUGAUGGAUAGCCUAAUGGAAGCUCUUCAAUCAGGAGCAGCAUUCCGCGAUCGACGAAAACGGACACCGCGCAAUGGUGAUCAAAGCCCUUCCAGCCCAUCCUCUCGGUGGCCGGGUGCUAACUAUGGUAACAGAACCCUAGACAACCGCCGCGCAGUCCUGGAAAGGUCUCGUUCACGCCACAACGCAAAUCACCAAGCUCGAUGAUCUCCCGCGCCUACCACAAGACGCUAGAUAAGUGCCAAAGAGGCCUGCGAAGUGGAGACCUGGAAUACAUCUGAAGGCGGGACGGACCACCCCUCAGUGCACACACACACACACACACUCACACACACACACACAUAGCACCAAGUAUGGAACAAAAAUGCCUAAAGAAACCACUCAGAACUGAAGCAUCCGCAGUACAUCAGAGACAUUAUUUUUCAUGCUGUUCUUCUGACGCCUUACAUAUUUAUUCAACACUUUCUCAUCACUCUAAUGUUCAUGUCCUCUCCAGAUGAUUUUGAUUAAUCAAAAGAAAAAAAAAUCUAAAUUUUAAGGCUGCUGCUGUAUAAAAAGAAAGGUUUUCUUUGCUUGAAAGUUCCAUUUUGAUUCAUGCAAGUCUAGAAGAAUUCUACUAAUCCUUUUUUUUUUUUUUUUUUAAAUCAAAAUACUACAGUUCACAAACACUUUUGACAUGAAACAUGCAGUGUUUUAACAGAAGACAUUCUACUAAGAAGCACUGCGGCAUAAUGAACACUUAUCCUGAAAAACAUACCACACACACAGUACAUUCAGCGAAAGGGCAGCGGGCCAGCUGUCCUUUAAAAAGAAGAAGAAGAAGAAGAUUGAACACCCGUGUUGGCGAGCCAGGAAUUGUUUUCUUCAACAAGACUCUGAACUCUUCACAGAAGAAGGAGUGGUUGCUUCAAAUGUUGUUGUUUGUUUCUGUCAAUCCCCCAUUCAACCAACACCAAGACAGUUUUAAUAGUAAAUGUAAAAAGAGUCCACAUGAAUCAUUUAAUUUCAUUACAUAUCCCACAAAGCCACAAGAGCUGCCCCUGUCUGCAACAAUAUUUCAGAGCAUGUGACUCAUGGAUCUUGAAACUGUAAUCUCCAUUUUGACAGGAUGCAUUUUAUUUUUAGUUGUGUAAUAUCUAACCAAUGCCUUCGGGUGCUGAUCUCUGUACCAAGGUCGCUUUUGCUGUUAUUGUGAGAGACUGACACAUUUCUAAAUGCAUAUAACUGCCGAGAGGAGCGAACACGACCCUUUAACCUUUCCUGCAGUCACACAGGUUUUCUGUGGGGGAAGGUUCAUUUGUACAAAAGUAUUUGAUAUUAAUCUAUUUCAAUCUAUUUCAAUUUUUCUUUAUGUGAA